Molecule: messenger RNA, 2055 nt
Organism: Anopheles coustani
Lineage: Eukaryota; Metazoa; Arthropoda; Insecta; Diptera; Culicidae
Product: photoreceptor-specific nuclear receptor-like
Exons: 12
Coding region: 1-2055 (684 amino acids)
Biological process (GO): anatomical structure development; cell differentiation; positive regulation of transcription by RNA polymerase II
Molecular function (GO): RNA polymerase II cis-regulatory region sequence-specific DNA binding; zinc ion binding; nuclear receptor activity
Source: RefSeq, a predicted model, not a curated record
AUGUUCAGGUUCAGCAAGAAAAACGGUACCAGAAUGGAAAGCUCAACGGUACUGCAGGACAACAAAACUGGAUUCAGCAAGGGUUCCAUAGCGGAUUUCUACGAUAAGCUUGAGAAAGAAGAUGGAGGCCGCUCGUUUAACAUCGAAGACGCUGGGCAUGGAGGGCUUUCCCGCGUUGAGAAUGGAAUGUCCGGAAAAGGAGAUCAUCGAGGAUCGCCGAUCUCGUGCUACUCACCGCAGAAUCGACUCCUCUCCUGGCCUCCGCAGCACGUGAACGAAAGCACGAGUUCGUCCGCCCGAAAGGCUCAGAAUCUGGGCCUCAUCUGCGUCGUGUGCGGGGACACGAGCUCGGGAAAACAUUACGGAAUACUGGCGUGCAAUGGCUGCUCUGGAUUCUUUAAGCGAAGCGUGCGAAGAAAGUUGAUCUAUCGAUGCCAGGCCGGAACCGGAAGCUGCACCGUGGACAAAGCGCAUCGAAACCAGUGUCAGGCGUGUCGACUGAAAAAAUGCCUUACGAUGGGAAUGAACAAGGAUGCCAUCAUGCUCCAUCACACCAUCCGAAGCUUGAAGCAGCAGAUGAAGGGAGCUGUUGACACGUUUGCUGUGCAAAAUGAGCGUCAACCACGUAAUACGGCAACAAUCCGACCGGAAGCGCUGCGGGAUAUGGAGCAGGGUCGGGCCCUCCGGGAGGCGGCCGUCGCCGUCGGAGUGUUUGGACCGCCCGUCUCGCUGGCACUGCUUUCGCCGUCCCGCUACGGUCCCAGCAUCCUGCCAACGCCCGCCCUGCCGACCAGUCAAUUCCUUCACCACCACAGCCAGGUGUCCUCGCUGGUGAACAGCCUGCCCCAUCAUCAUCCCCAUCAUCCGCACCAUGCGGCCGCCAUGCACGGGCUCGCGAACGGCCUGUCGAUGAAUCUGAACGGAGUAGGCAUGCCGCACAAUGGCGCUUCCGGCGGGACCGCUUCGAUCGGCGGUGGCGCGGAGCGAGGGGACACGGGAGCCAGCUCGGCGUCGCUGUUGGCCAACAUGGUACAGGGUGGUGGUGGAGGUGGCGGUGAUAGCAACAACAACAAGAACCCGUCGUCCAGCUCGACGGAGAACCUGAACACGACGUCCUCGUCGAACCAUUCAAUGGCGGGCGAUCAGUCGCCGAGCGGGGGAGGAUCACCGACGCACGGGAUUGGAGGCGCGGUGAACGGACUCGGGGUGGGGGGCGGCGGCUGUCCGACGGGUGGCUCGAGCGGGGAGGCGGACAAACAACAGCACCAUCACAACAACAACAGCUCGUCGUCGUGUGGAUCCGCCAGUCCCAUCCUCGAGCAGGACAACAUGAACGAUAACGACGAUGAUUCCAUCGAUGUCACGAACGACGAGGACGCAGAUCAGGCGCAAAACAAUAACAACAUUCCUAGUCUGAUGAACCAUCCUUUUUACGGCCAGGGACCUAUGUUCAAUUUUCAAGAAACAAUCUACGAGACAAGUGCCCGACUACUCUUCAUGGCCGUAAAAUGGGCGAAAAACCUUCCCAGCUUCGCCAGCCUUACGUUUCGAGAUCAGGUUAUCCUUUUGGAGGAAUCAUGGGCCGAACUGUUCCUUCUGAACGCCAUCCAGUGGUGCAUGCCUAUCGAUACGACCGCCUGUACUUUGUUUUCGCUAAACGAACACUGCAAUAGCGUCAACAAUUCCGGCUUCUUCAAACCUGGGCAGCUGGCGCAAGAUCUCCGUAUCCUCAACGAUACCCUUUGCCGGUUCAAAUCGGUGAUGGUUGAUCCGGCGGAGUUUGCCUGCAUGAAGGCCAUCGUGCUGUUCCGUUCCGAGGCGCGUGGUCUUAAGGAUCCGGUUCAGAUUGAAAAUCUCCAAGAUCAAGCACAGGUUAUGUUGUCGCAGCACUCCCGAACGCAAUUUCCCGGCCAGAUUGCCCGAUUCGGACGGCUGCUGCUGAUGCUGCCCCUUCUCCGGGCGGUCAACUCGCAAAAGAUAGAAUCGAUCUACUUCCAGAAAACGAUCGGCAACACACCGAUGGAGAAGGUUCUAUGUGAUAUGUACAAAAACUAG